UGCUCUCAUUCAUGCUGAGCGCUGCUCUCCAGUGCGCACGGAACUGCAGAGCUGAGCUUUGGAACCUGUGCUGCUGCUGCUGCUGCUGUCUGACGAGCCCGCCGGGAAUGGAAGCGUCUUCAGCUGCGACUCUGACAUCCUGAAGAACAUACCAAGCAGGACGAAUGCGACGGACGGUUUGAUCAGGCUGGUGGCAGACGAGGCUGAGGAUCGGGGGAUGAGGUUAUAAAAACAACAGCAGAGAACGGGGGAAAAAAAGGAAGGAGAAGUCGAUUGUUUGGAAACUCUUCUUUUUUAUCUUUGCACCCUGCAGUCCUCUAAGGCGCCAACUGACCCUGUAAAGGAUUACACCCUAUCAAAAAUACACACCAACACCCUCUUGCUCACACACCCCCUCCCCUCACCGCCAUGUCCUCCCACUUCCACCCACCCCUCCUCAUCCCUCCCAUCCUCUUCUUCCUCCUCUCCCUCUCCAUGGCUUCCACCUCUACUACUCCUCCCUCCUCUCCCCUUCUCUCCUUCUCCCCACCGGAAGGAGGUCUCACACAUUUGGUGGUCCACAACAAAACUGGAGAGGUCUAUUUGGGUGCAGUCAACUGGAUCUACAAGCUGUCCAGCAACCUCACCAAGCUACGGAGCCACGUUACCGGACCCGUCACCGACAACCCUCGCUGUUACCCUCCACCUGGUGUCCAGUCCUGCCCCCAUGAGCUGGUGCAGACUUCUAAUGUCAAUAAGCUCCUCUUACUUGAUGCUGCCCACAACCGCUUAAUUGCAUGUGGGAGUACUUCCCAGGGAAUAUGCCAGUUCCUGCGUCUGGAUGAUUUAUUCAAGCUCGGCGAGCCCCACCACCGUAAAGAGCACUAUCUAUCCAGCGUUGCCGAGGCAGGCACCAUGUCAGGUGUCGUGAUCUCCCCAGAUAUUUUCGGUGGCGGUGGGAAACUUUUUGUCGGCACUCCUAUUGAUGGGAAAUCUGAGUACUUCCCCACACUGUCGAGUCGCAAGCUGAUGUCCAACGAGGAGAAUGCGGACAUGUUCAGCUUCGUCUACCAGGAUGAGUUUGUCUCUUCUCAGCUCAAGAUUCCCUCAGACACACUCUCUAAGUUCCCUGCAUUUGACAUCUACUACAUCUACGGCUUCAACAGUGAGCAGUUUGUGUAUUAUCUUACCCUGCAGCUCGACACCCAACUCACUUCACCUGAUGCAAGCAGUGAACAGUUCUUCACCUCUAAGAUUGUCCGCCUAUGCGUUGACGAUCCCAAGUUCUACUCCUAUGUUGAAUUCCCCAUCGGCUGCACCAAGGACGGAGUGGAGUACCGCUUGGUUCAGGAUGCUUAUUUGGCCCGGCCGGGGAGCCGUUUGGCACGUUCGCUUGGUAUUCAAGAUCACGAGGAGGUUCUGUUUACUGUAUUCGCCCAGGGUCAAAAGAACAGAGCCAAACCGCCCAAGGAGUCGGCUUUGUGUCUGUUCACAAUGAGGCAGAUAAAGGAGAAGAUUAAAGAGAGGAUUCAGUCAUGCUACAGAGGAGAAGGAAAACUCUCCCUGCCCUGGCUGCUCAACAAGGAGCUGGCCUGUAUCAACUCGCCGUUGCAGAUAGAUGAUAACUUCUGUGGCCAGGACUUCAACCAACCUCUAGGGGGCACCACUGCCAUCGAGGGCAUCCCGCUUUACGUGGACAAGGACGACGGCAUGACAUCCGUGGCGGCCUACGACUACCGGGGACACACUGUUGCGUUCACUGGCACUCGCAGCGGACGGAUGAGGAAGAUCUUGGUGAACUCCAUUUCCCAGCCUGCAUUGCUGUAUGAGAAUGUGGUGGUGAGCGACGGGAGCCCCAUCCUUAGAGAUCUGCUCUUCAGCCCAGAUCAUCAGUACUUAUACGCCCUCACUGAUAAACAGGUAACCCGUGUACCGGUGGAGAGCUGUGAGCAGUACACUUCUUGUGGCGCCUGUCUGGGGUCAGGAGACCCUCACUGCGGCUGGUGUGUGCUGCACAAUGUCUGUUCCAGGAAGGAUCGCUGUGAGCGAGCAGAGGAGCCUCAGCGUUUCACCACCAGAGUGGAACAAUGUGUCCGUCUGUCCGUCCAGCCGAACACUGUCUCAGUCACCAUGUCAGAAGUGCAGUUGGUACUUCAGACGCAAAAUGUGCCCAGUCUGUCCGCUGGAGUGAACUGCUCCUUCGAGGACUAUGUAGAGACAGAAGGACGCAUCUACAGUGGCCGAAUCUUCUGCCUGUCUCCCUCUACAAAAGAGAUUGCCCCCAUCACACGAGACCAAGGUGACCAACGUGUUAUAAAGUUGUAUCUGAAGUCAAAGGAGACGGGGAAGAAGUUUGCCAGUGUGGACUUUGUCUUCUACAACUGCAGCGUCCACCAGUCAUGCCUGUCCUGUGUUAACGGAAAAUUCCCCUGUCACUGGUGCAAAUAUCGCCACAUGUGCACGCAGGAUGCCAGUGACUGCUCGUUCCAGGAGGGACGAGUCAACACCUCAGAGGAGUGUCCUCAGAUCCUGCCCUCCACCCAGAUCUACAUCCCUGCUGGAGUUAUGAGGCCGAUCACUCUGCUGGCCCAGAACCUGCCCCAGCCUCAGUCCGGACAGAGAAACUACGAGUGCAUCUUUCACAUCCAGGGCAACACGCACAGCGUCCCAGCUCUGAGGUUCAACAGCUCCAGCAUACAGUGUCAGAAGACUUCAGUAAGAUACGACUACGAGGGCGGUGACAUCAGUGACCUGCCGGUUGACCUCUCAGUUGUUUGGAAUGGAAACUUUGUCAUCGACAACCCAUUCAACAUUCAAGCUCACCUGUACAAGUGCAGGGCACUGAGGGACAGCUGUGGUAUGUGCCUGAAGGCCGACCCCAGGUUUGAAUGCGGUUGGUGCGUCCAGGACAGGAAGUGCUCCCUGAGGCAGGAGUGUACCGGAGGAGGAAACUCCCACCUCCCUCUGCAGCUGGCUGAAGGUGGAGGGUGGAUGCACGCCACAUCUGGAAACAGCCGUUGCACCCACCCCAAGAUCACAAAGUUAUUCCCUGAGACGGGCCCUCGUCAAGGAGGAACCAGGGUGACCAUCUUGGGGGAAAACCUGGGUCUGCAAUUCAGAGACAUCCAGAUGGGUGUCCGGUUGGGGAAGGUGCCCUGUGUGCCCCUGGAGGAGGAGUAUGUGAGUGCUGAGAGAAUAGUGUGUCUGCUGAACGAUGCUACCGGCUACAGAGUCCAAGAGGCUCAGGUGGAGGUGUGUGUGAGAGACUGCGUCAACGACUACAGAGCCCUGUCCCCGAGGCCCUUCACCUUCGUGACUCCAUAUUUCACUCGUAUCCAGCCAUCUCAGGGGCCCAUUUCAGGUGGCACCCGGGUCACCAUAGAGGGAAGCUACCUCAACGCAGGCAGCUAUGUGUCUGUCAGCAUUGGACCACAGCCCUGCUAUUUCAAAAAGAGGAACGCCCGUGAGAUAGUGUGUGUUACACCAGCUGGAUUGGCACCAGGCAGCACAUCAGUCCUGGUGGAUAUCGAUGAUGCUGAGCUCAGAAACCCUGAAGUCAAGUUUAACUACACCGAAGACCCCACUGUCCUGAGGAUUGAACCUGACUGGAGCAUUGCCAGUGGUGGGACUCUGCUGACGGUGAGUGGAACCAACCUCGCAACCAUUCGAGAACCCAAGAUCAGGGCCAAGUACGGGCAGGCAGAAUCCUUUCAUAACUGUACAGUGUAUAACAACUCAGUCAUGGUGUGCCUCGCUCCGUCGGUGGCGGACUCAGAGCUUGGUUUUUCCGAGACUGGCACCGGCCCAGAUGAGAUUGGCUUCUACAUGGACAACGUGAACGCUCUGGUGGUGGUCAACGAGACAUUCAGCUACUACCCCGACCCUGUGUUUGAACCGCUGAGUCCCUCCGGUGUCCUAGAGCUCAAACCCACGUCGCCACUUAUCCUCAAGGGUCGGAACCUGAUCCCAGCAGCUCCAGGAAACAGUCGCCUGAACUACACGGUGCUGAUUGGAGAAACUCCCUGCAUCCUCACCCUGUCUGAGAGCCAGCUGCUGUGUGAAUGGCCCAACCUCACCGGACAACACAAAGUCACGAUCCGUGCUGGCGGGUUUGAGUACUCCCCUGGUACUCUUCACAUCUACUCAGACAGCCUGUUGACUCUUCCUGCCAUCAUCGGCAUUGGAGGGGGUGGAGGCCUGCUACUGUUGGUCAUCAUCGCCGUCCUGAUAGCCUAUAAGAGGAAGUCGAGGGACGCUGACCGCACCCUGAAACGUCUGCAGCUCCAGAUGGACAACCUGGAGUCUCGAGUGGCCCUGGAGUGUAAAGAAGCUUUCGCCGAGCUUCAGACGGACAUCCAUGAGCUGACCCAGGAGCUGGAUGGAGCUGGGAUUCCCUUCCUGGACUAUCGGACUUACGCCAUGAGGGUCCUGUUUCCUGGGAUUGAAGACCACCCUGUACUCAAGGAGAUGGAGGUACGGGUCCAGGCAAAUGUUGAGAAGGCACUCACACUGUUUGGCCAGCUGCUGACGAAGAAACACUUCCUGCUGACAUUCAUACGAACCUUGGAGGCACAAAGGUCAUUUUCAAUGCGGGACCGAGGCAAUGUGGCAUCUCUGAUCAUGACAGCCCUGCAGGGGGAGAUGGAGUACGCCACUGGAGUCCUGAAACAGCUGUUGUCUGACCUGAUAGAUAGAAACCUGGAGAGCAAAAACCAUCCCAAACUGCUCCUCAGGAGAACGGAGUCUGUAGCUGAGAAGAUGCUGACCAACUGGUUUACAUUCCUCCUGUAUAAGUUCCUCAAGGAGUGUGCCGGGGAGCCUCUGUUCAUGCUUUACUGUGCCAUCAAGCAGCAGAUGGAGAAGGGACCCAUAGACGCCAUCACAGGAGAAGCCCGCUACUCGCUUAGUGAGGACAAGCUCAUCAGGCAACAGAUUGACUACAAAACACUGACGCUGCACUGCGUAAACCCAGAGAAUGAGAAUGCACCUGAAGUGACGGUCAAGUGUCUGAACUGUGACACCAUCACUCAGGUCAAAGAGAAGCUCCUUGAUGCUGUGUACAAAGGCAGCCCCUAUUCUCAGAGACCCAAAGCUUCUGACAUGGACCUCGAGUGGCGUCAAGGCCGGAUGGCCAGAAUCAUUCUGCAGGAUGAAGAUGUAACAACUAAGAUCGACAAUGACUGGAAACGACUCAACACCCUGGCUCACUAUCAGGUAACAGAUGGCUCAGUGAUUGCCCUUGUGCCAAAGCAAAACUCUGCCUAUAACAUCUCCAACUCCUCCACCUUCACCAAGAGCCUCAGCAGAUACGAGAGUAUGCUGAGGACAGCCAGUAGUCCAGAUAGCCUACGAUCCCGAACACCCAUGAUAACACCUGACCUGGAAAGUGGAACCAAACUGUGGCAUCUGGUGAAAAACCACGACCAUUCAGACCAGAGGGAAGGCGACCGAGGGAGCAAGAUGGUCUCUGAGAUCUACCUGACCAGGCUGCUAGCUACAAAAGGUACGUUACAGAAGUUUGUAGACGACCUGUUUGAGACCAUCUUCAGCACAGCCCACAGAGGCAGCGCGCUGCCACUCGCCAUCAAGUACAUGUUCGACUUCCUGGACGAGCAGGCCGACAAACACUCAAUCACAGACUACGACGUACGACAUACCUGGAAGAGCAACUGUCUUCCUCUGCGAUUCUGGGUGAACGUGAUCAAGAACCCCCAGUUUGUAUUUGACAUCCAUAAGAACAGUAUCACAGAUGCCUGUUUAUCUGUGGUGGCCCAGACCUUCAUGGACUCCUGUUCAACGUCUGAGCACAAACUAGGAAAAGACUCGCCUUCAAAUAAGCUUCUCUACGCUAAAGACAUCCCCAACUACAAGAACUGGGUAGAGAGGUAUUACUCUGAUAUCUCCCGUAUGCCAGCCAUCAGCGAUCAGGACAUGAGUGCCUAUCUAGCAGAGCAGUCCCGCCUGCACCUCAGCCAGUUCAACAGCAUGUCUGCGCUGCACGAGAUCUACUCCUACAUCAUCAAAUACAAAGACGAGAUCCUGUCAGCGUUACAGAAAGACGAACAGUCACGCAGACAGCGGCUACGUGGCAAGCUGGAGCAGGUCAUCGACACCAUGGCCUUGGCUAGCUGAGGACCGGCCAAUCACACGCCUCAGCUAGUGGAGAACUGGCUAACCAACACGCCUUCCCUGACAACUUUUGACGCCCCCGUGACAUUUUGACCCUCGAUGUUUAAGAUCUGUUGUUAUCACCCUCACAAACAGCAACCUACAGCAGCAGAAAAGACUGCCAGGACACUAGCACCCAGCAGCAGCAGCACACUGGAGAGACAGCAGAGUCUGGAACUAAAUCCCGGACAGCCGGGUUUGAAUUUUCUCUUCUUUAUCUUCUUCUUCUUCUUCUUCUUCUUCUUCUCUGAGCCACCAACCCUGCCAUGAACAACCAAAUCAAGUGCACCCUCAGCCAGUAUGGACCUCCGCUCAGGAGAGCAUCUGUUUUCAUCAAGGCCCACAUCUAGAGUGCUCUGGGGGCAGCAGUUGGGUCCUGUGGCCACAAUCAGGACCGGGUCAUGCACAGUGCUGACUGAAAACUUGUCUAACUGGAACUGAAAUGCUACAAGAAAGGUGCCAGCUGCAAGCCUGUACCUUCCCACAGCCAAGGCUACGGUUCAGACUGUGAGCCAAUAAGCAUCCAGGAUAUAUUAUUACAAUACUUGAUCCCUGUAACAAAAAAAUAAAUAAAUCUCUUUUCUGUUGCUGCCCUCCACAGUGAGGUCAGAGGUCAGGGACAGCUGUAGAGCACCAGGCAGAGAUGCAGUGUGUUGCUCAAAGACACUUCAGCAGGGUGGAUGCUUGGCAACAAGCUGCUGCCAUCGCAGGGCAACCAGGAGGAAGAACUUUGCAGGGAAACUCCUCCUCCAGUACUGACUCUCCUAUUCUUUCAACAAGAACUCCACUGUAGUAUAACAAAGGACAUUGUCAGUUUCAUAACUCUGCAUUUGAUUUGUUAAUGCAUUUGAUUCCGUUUUUUUCCCCCAACUGCCUUCUCUCCCCAGUGCUGUGCCACUUGUGUUACUGCUGAAUUUGCACAACAAAGCUAAAUCAAAAGAGAGAAGAGGAUAUAUGAAUAUAUAUAUAGAUAGAUAUAUAAAUACAAACUUUUUGUUUUUAAAGCAAAUGAAAAGUUGAAAAAAUGUUUUCCAUUUCAAUGUACAAAAGAUAAGUUUGAGAAGAUUUGAUAUUUCCAAGAUGAAAAAUUAUGAAAACACAAGGAAAAAGUCGUCCUGUGCCAUGUUUUACUUUGAAUGUUGUUUAGUGCAAAGAGACCUCUUUUUGUUAGAUGAAAUGUGCUAUGAUGAAAAUGUUGUCAUGCUUAGUGACCGACAGUGAGAGUUUUAAAAUAGGUAAAUGGCAAAUACAUAUAAAUAUAUAUAUAUUACAAACACUUUCUAUAUUUCAUGAGAUCUUGGGGCCAUUGAGUGCUACAUAUUUGGUUCUAAAGACAGCAAAAAGACAAAUGAUGUCUGGAAGCUGCCUAUGAGCCAACCAACCUACAGUGCUUUUGUGUUUGCUUUAGAGAAACCAAAUACAUCAAGACCUGGUCAGCUGAUUUAGAUGAGACAAGUCAUUUCUGUGCAAGCCAGCCUCAUGCUGUGGUAGCAGAUUAUAGAGGUACCAGGCAGUCAUUUAAGCUGAUCCUUGGCACGCUGUGCUUUACAGCUUCUUGAUCUUGUUUUCUAGACUUCCCCUCUUGUCUGAAGCAUCUUUUAAGGUGUGCCAUCCGAAAUGAAGGCUAGUUUUUCCGUGCAAAAGAAAGUGGAACAGUAUUGUCUAAUGUUUUUUUUCUUUUCCUAAUUUGCAGUGAAGAUGGUAAAGCCGAAGGGUCCAUUUUUGAACUGUGAACGUAGUUUAUGAAAAAAAUAAUGAAAUGUCGCUUGAUUUAUGUGAGUGUUUUUGGACCAAUUCAAGGCCUUUCUCUCUUUUUUGUUCUGUGGGGUAGAAAAGAAAAAAAAAACAAGUUCAAAAGUUUUCCGAGCACCAUGUGCAGCUCCACAUUUACUUGCAGUUCUUCUUGAAAGGCAUACAUUAAUACAUAAGACAUUCCUCUUACCUCAGAGUGUACACUAAUGGGAAAAAUACACACGAUUGAUUGUUGACAGAAUGUACAUUCAAUGUACAUAAGAUCCUGUAAAAACAGAGCACCAGACCAGACAAAUCAACAACCAGAUGGAUGAAAUAAUAAGAAAAAAAAAAAGAAAAACAAAACUCUGUAUAAGGGUCAUGAUAAAGUAGGAUCGAAUGCAUUAAACACACCUUGUAGAACAAUAUGACUUUAAAGGAAGCAGUUACCAGUGUAUCCAAAUCAUUUACAUUUUCUUCCUGUUCAGCAGUGCUUCCCUCAGACUUUUUGUCCCAGUGGAAGAGCGGAAAGAAGUCUUUAACCAGCUGAAAGUAGAAUCGUCAGUACAGUUCAGACAGCUUUGAAGAGCUCUGGAGUUGGAUGGGGAACUUUGCAUACAAAGGCUAAUGGUUUUUCUCUAAAGUUGGAAGUUAUUAGAACCAUUUGUUCAGUUGUCCCAAGAAUGUGCACUGAGUUUGAGAAGAAGAAAUUGAAAGAUGAUAGCCAUUUGGGUUGUUCUAUCUUGGUAACAGAUCAACUGAAAAUCAUGAACAUUUAUUUAUUGUAAUUAGAUAUGCAGCAUUUUCGGUGCUCUAGUUGCAAAAUAGUUAAGCUGAGAAUAAGCACUGACAGCAAAGGACAAUGUAAAAACUAAAUUAUCCGUUAUAUUAAGAAUAAUGCAGCCGCCAUGUGAAAUGAUCUACAUUCCAUAUUAUUAAUACAUGUGCACUUCCUCUGUUCUUUUGUUUGUUCCGAUGCCAUGAACUGCUGAUUAAGACCAGCAGUUAGCGUACUAAAGUGUGUAAGCCACACCUCGAACAGCACCAGAUGGACUGCUGACUGACAUGUUCCAGGUGAUAAUUGUUCAGUCACAGCUGUUUAACAGUAUGACACAAAAGUGUGACUGUCACGCUGGGUGUGAUAGUUGAGUUUCAGACAUGUAACUUUGUGGUAAAUUAACACAUCUGGCCCCUUUGGAUUGUAUCUUCGAGCAGAAAUCCCUCUAAUCAAAGUCACGUGCUUUAAUAAACUGGCAAAUAAUAAUGAUGUUUCGAUCGGAAUGACACUGGGAUGUUACGGUACCUGUUCACUGAAUGAUAAUUUCCAGUCAUACCCACAUAGAAAUGAACAGUAAACUCUAUGUUCCUUACUUUAGCACCUCUGGCAUCUCCGACACAUACAUUCUUUAGCUCCUUCUUUGUCCAUGCUUUUAUAUUGUCAGGGAUAUUUUUCACACACAGACCUGGACCAGCCCUCAUGCCGCCAAACCAAACACAUUUGCUCCUGUCAAAUAAUCAACCCUUGAGUCCAACAAAAGUACAUUCCCCUUGGUGAAUCCAGGAUGUUUUGCGAAACUCUGUAAAAACCCAGAGUCCAUUCAAAUGUCUGUUCUACAUAUUAGCCUGUCAUUCUCACUAAGGUGCCAUGUUUUUAUCUGACAGCACAACUAUGUGUCAGGACAGAGUGAAACGUACUGUAUGUGCUGUAAUACUUGAACCACUGAUCUACACAGGGUAAAACAACAUACAGGGAGGGCUGACCAAAGCUUUUUCAUCGACAUCAGGAGGACAACUCUGUCAUAAGAGAUUAUCUUUGAUCCAUUUGCUUUUCAGUUCUUCCACAAAACAAGCUUAGGGCUCAGUUUGAGUCUUUUAAAUACUCCUUCAUUGAGGGUAUUUAGUGUCUGUCUUUAUUCUUGAUGAAUGGUGAAAUUAAGGCAACACUGCUUCCAUGUACAGGGCCUCAUUACCACAUUCUGUUCAAUUCAGUGAAUGACUGAAACAGUCUGAGGAUGUGGACCGUUGCAUUGAUGUUUAACUGCUAUUCACUUGCUCAAUUGUUCUUUUGAUGAAAACUUGUAAAGAUGAUUUUUGUGAUCUUACUAGAGAAAUAAGGCUUAGUUAGUACCCCUAGGAUGGCUUUGUAAAGAGUAAAAAAAAAAGAAGAAAAAAAAUGCUCUGCAAGAUGGAGAGAUAAGGCCCUCUUGGUCUCUGGUGCUUUUGUUUCUUUGUUUUGCUUCUUGUUUUCUGCUUCACCACUUGUUGGGGUAAAAGAUGAAAAGACUCGGGCAAGGCAGAGGAAGUGCUUUGAAGGCUACAGUACCGCUUCAUUUUCCAUUCCAUCACAUCUGUGGUGUUCAUCUUUUUCCACAUAGAAAAAGACGGUUAUGGAGGAGGGUGGAGUGAGGAAAGGAAAGAGGUGAAGGCGGAGAUUCUCUCAGAGUCUGACUGACACAGAAGUGUUCACUGUGCCUUGUCAGCCUCUUGCCAUAUAGAAAAUUAUGUAUAUUCCAUAUACUUUAAGGGUGUAAUUCAAGAUGUGUGUCAAAAAAUGGGCCAAGAACACAGUAUAUUGAAAGUUCAAUUCAUUUAUUUAUUUUUAAAAUGAGACAGUUCAUAUUAAGGUACAUUUCCAUGCAAAUUUGAGAGAUUGUAGCCAUACGGCUAAUUUCCGUCUCAGAAGGGAGAAUAAGAAAUGAAUUCCAAUCUGUGUACUAUUUCUGAAGCUCAGGAGUUAGUUUAGCCUAAGUUAAUGCAAAGUAGCAAAGUGGUAGCCUGGCUCAUUAGUUGACGUAUGACACCCCGAAAGAUGAAUAACAAAUUUUAUCUCAUAUACUAAGCAUGCAUAUUACAUGCAGCAGAUAUAAAGCAAUGUGUGAAAACAAUAUAGCAUUCCAGUGUAUUCUGGAACUACUAUAUGCUGCACACACACAGUGAAUGUAAAAGUUACAACACAUAUCUCCCAUCUCCCACUAGAAUCAGAAAUUACAAGUUUUUAUAUAUAUAUAUAUAUAUAUAUAUAUAUAUAUAUAUAUAUAUAUAAGCUAUUAAAACAAUGUAUGUUUAUCACUUUGCUUUAAGGUAUUUCGUGUUUGUCUUCAUGCUAGAAUUAAGACUGGAUGCUUUAUGGUCUUUGUCAUAUUUCAAUUAAAUUUAAUUCACCAGGGCAAAACCUCUGGCAGAACCACAGUCAGUGAGGGCAGGCAUCGGCCUCGACCAGUUGGGGUGAGGAAAAAGGGCAGACGGGGCAUGGAAGUAGAUUGAUGACACUUGGGAAGUUGGUGAGACCUACAGAUCAGAAACCUGUAGCUGUACAUUGAACACAUAAUUCAAACUACAUUAGAGAGAAUAUACAAGUUAAAUGCUAACCUAGCUAUGCUAAGCUAACAGGUUGCUGUAUUUACCUUCACAUAAGGCACACAGACAUGAGAAUGAUAUUAAUCUCCUUUUUUGACUCUCAGUAAGAGCACCACUUAAGGCAUUUCUAGAAAUGUAAACUAUUCGUGGUUCGCAGGAACUGACACCAUUUUGAAAACCUUUAAAAUCACUUCUGAAGUGUAUGUGGAAUGUAGGUGUUUUUCUGUAUGGGCUGCACCUUCCAACAUCGUACCUUCUCGCCUCCAUAGGGAGGAACACCACGACAUGAAAACUUACCCUCAUCUGCCAUUUUCUAACCCCUGCCCCAACAGCAACAAUCACAUUUCUCAUCCCUGCAGUCCCAGCUCUCCAGCUUCCUCACCUGCUGAGUUCACUUUGAUUAAAGUACAUUUCAGAGACGGCGAAGAGGACAUGAAAUACCUUCACACACAGAUUAAAGAGGAGAGAGGUAGAAAGAAAAAAAUACCUUAAAGAGUUUUAAUACUUUAUGAAUUCUGAUACCUUUUUAAGAGUUUCAGACUUGAAGCUGCUGUGACAGGUUUUGGCUGUUUCACGCCCGUGUAAAUAUCCUGCUCUUUCCAAUUUUGCAGAUUUAUUACGUGUAAAUAGACACGCAUCAAGGAGAGAUUAAACAUGUUUUUUGCUAAA
Molecule: messenger RNA, 11904 nt
Organism: Amphiprion ocellaris (clown anemonefish)
Lineage: Eukaryota; Metazoa; Chordata; Actinopteri; Pomacentridae
Product: plexin-A1
Exons: 33
Coding region: 409-6111 (1900 amino acids)
Biological process (GO): regulation of cell shape; negative regulation of cell adhesion; regulation of GTPase activity
Cellular component (GO): semaphorin receptor complex
Molecular function (GO): semaphorin receptor activity; protein binding
Source: RefSeq, a predicted model, not a curated record